UUUACAUUCAAAUUAUUAUGGACAUUCAAAACAUCAUGUAACAACUGGGAGGAGGAGGAUAAGCCGUAAAUCCGGAAGUGUCCAUCCCAGAUACAGCAGAAUAAGUCACUAUAAGUGCGCUUGCUUUGAUCAAAAUGCUAAAACAUGCCAGAGCAGGAAUACCAUUUGAAGUAAUGGGCCUUUUAUUAGGAGAUAUAGUAGAUGAUUAUCACAUUAGAGUGUAUGAUGUCUUUUCAAUGCCCCAAACAGCAAGCAGUGUUUCUGUGGAAUCUGUGGAUCCAAUAUUUCAAUAAAAAAUGGUUGAAUUGUUGAAUUUAACAGGAAGAAUGGAAAAUUGUAUUGGAUGGUAUCACUCUCAUCCUUCAUAUGGUUGUUGGCUAUCAAGCGUCGAUAUCAACACUCAAUAAUCAUAUGAAUAGUUAAAUAAGAAAUCGAUUGCUGUUGUUAUUGACCCAAUUCAAUCUGUCAGAGGCAAAGUAGUUAUCGAUGCAUUCAGAUUGAUUCCCCUAAUCAGCUAUGCUUAGCCAAUAAGAACCUAGAUAAACUACUUCAAAUACAGGGCACCUACAAAAACCAGGAUUAGAAGCUUUGUUAAGAGGUCUAAAUAGAUAUUAUUAUUCGAUCAACAUCAAAUUUAAAUGCAAUGA
Paramecium tetraurelia is the source of this 647-nucleotide messenger RNA. RefSeq lists its product as uncharacterized. The record is from RefSeq and is a predicted model, not a curated record. Gene Ontology annotation, molecular function: metallopeptidase activity; proteasome binding; protein binding. Gene Ontology annotation, cellular component: proteasome regulatory particle, lid subcomplex. NCBI's taxonomy places the organism in Eukaryota, Ciliophora, Oligohymenophorea, Peniculida, Parameciidae. The transcript has 3 exons. Gene Ontology annotation, biological process: proteasome-mediated ubiquitin-dependent protein catabolic process; protein deubiquitination.